Messenger RNA from Solea solea (common sole), 6090 nucleotides. It is a transcript of the gene myh6, whose product is annotated as myosin, heavy chain 6, cardiac muscle, alpha. Gene Ontology annotation, molecular function: cytoskeletal motor activity; actin filament binding; ATP binding. Bases 62 to 5866 code for a protein of 1934 amino acids. Gene Ontology annotation, cellular component: myosin complex. The transcript has 2 exons. The record is from RefSeq and is a predicted model, not a curated record. Lineage: Eukaryota; Metazoa; Chordata; Actinopteri; Pleuronectiformes; Soleidae.
GUGUGCACUUGUUUCUCUGGUUCACUGGGAAAAGACUCGCUGACGACCUCCAGCCUCAACCAUGGGUGACGCUCUGAUGGCCGAGUUUGGGAAGGCGGCUCCUUACCUGAGGAAGUCAGACAAGGAGCGCCUGGAAGCUCAAACCAGAGCGUUUGACAUCAAGACGGAGUGUUUUGUAGUUGAUGAAAAGGUGGAAUAUGUGAAGGGACAAAUCCAGAGCAAAGAUGGAGGGAUGGUGACUGUCAAGAAGGAGGAUGGAACAACUGUAACUGUGAAAGAGUCCAGUGUUCACCCUCAGAACCCACCAAAAUUUGAUAAAAUUGAAGACAUGGCCAUGUUUACUUUUCUCCAUGAGCCUGCAGUGCUGUUCAACCUCAAAGAGCGUUACGCAGCCUGGAUGAUCUACACCUACUCUGGACUCUUCUGUGUCACCGUCAACCCCUACAAGUGGCUUCCCGUCUAUGACACUGAUGUGGUGGCGGCCUACAGGGGGAAGAAGAGAAGCGAGGCCCCACCUCACAUCUUCUCUAUCUCUGAUAAUGCUUACCAGUACAUGCUGACUGACCGAGAGAACCAGUCUGUCCUCAUCACCGGAGAAUCCGGAGCCGGAAAGACGGUCAACACUAAAAGAGUCAUCCAGUACUUUGCCAGCAUCGCUGCUGUCGGCGGUGCAGACAAAAGAGACACCAGCAAGGGGACACUGGAGGAUCAAAUCAUCCAGGCCAACCCAGCACUGGAGGCCUUCGGCAACGCCAAAACCUUGAGAAAUGACAACUCGUCUCGUUUUGGAAAAUUCAUUCGCAUCCACUUUGGUAUGAGCGGAAAAUUGUCCUCAGCUGACAUCGAGACAUACCUGCUGGAAAAGUCACGUUGUACCUUUCAGCUCAAGGCUGAAAGGAACUACCAUAUCUUCUAUCAGAUCCUGUCCAAUCAGAAGCCAGAGCUGCUUGACAUGCUGCUGAUCACCAACAACCCAUAUGAUUACUCCUACAUCUCCCAAGGAGAAGUGACAGUCGCCUCCAUCAACGACUCAGAGGAGCUUCUGGCCACGGACAGCGCCUUUGAUGUGCUCGGCUUCACUCCAGAGGAGAAGAUGGCCGUUUAUAAACUCACCGGCGCCAUCAUGCACUACGGCAACAUGAAGUUCAAACAGAAACAGCGUGAGGAGCAGGCUGAAUCUGACGGGACAGAGGCUGCUGAUAAAUCUGCUUAUUUGAUGGGGCUGAACUCUGCUGACCUCAUCAAAGGCCUGUGCCACCCACGAGUCAAGGUAGGAAAUGAAUACGUCACCAAAGGACAAAGUGUGGACCAAGUCUACUAUGCCAUUGGUGCCUUGGCUAAGUCUGUGUAUGAAAAGAUGUUUAAUUGGAUGGUUGUGAGAAUCAACCAAUCCCUGGACACCAAACAGCACCGGCAAUAUUUCAUAGGAGUGUUGGACAUCGCAGGAUUUGAGAUCUUUGAUUUCAACACCUUUGAGCAGCUGUGCAUCAACUUUACCAACGAGAAACUGCAACAGUUUUUCAAUCAUCACAUGUUUGUUCUGGAGCAAGAGGAGUACAAGAAGGAAGGGAUUGAGUGGGAGUUCAUCGACUUUGGGAUGGACUUACAAGCUUGUAUCGACCUCAUCGAGAAGCCGCUGGGGAUCAUGUCUAUUCUGGAAGAAGAGUGCAUGUUCCCCAAAGCCAGUGACCAGACUUUCAAGGCAAAGCUCUAUGAUAAUCAUCUGGGUAAGAACAAAAUGUUUGAAAAACCCAGAGCAGCAAAGGGGAAAGCAGAGGCUAAUUUUGCUCUGGUUCAUUACGCUGGUACAGUAGACUACAACAUCACUGGGUGGCUGGUCAAAAACAAAGAUCCUCUGAAUGAAACUGUGGUUGGUCUUUACCAGAAAUCCUCUCUGAAGGUUCUCAGUCUGCUUUUUUCAAGUUAUUCAGGAGCUGAUGGUGGUGACAAGGGAGGUGGAAAAGGGGCCAAGAAGAAAGGCUCCUCAUUCCAGACCGUGUCAGCACUUCACAGGGAAAACCUGAACAAGCUGAUGACCAACCUCAAGACUACACAUCCACACUUUGUUCGUUGUCUGAUUCCAAAUGAAGUUAAAACUCCAGGAGUCAUGGACAACUGCCUUGUGAUGCACCAGCUGCGCUGCAAUGGUGUCCUAGAAGGCAUUCGAAUUUGCAGGAAGGGUUUCCCAAACCGGGUGCUCUAUGGUGACUUUAAACAGCGCUACCGGAUCCUGAAUGCCUCGGCCAUCCCAGAGGGUCAGUUCAUUGACUGUAAGAAAAGUGCUGAAAAGUUGUUGGGGUCACUGGACAUCGACCACACUCAGUACAAGUUUGGCCACACAAAGGUUUUCUUUAAAGCCGGCCUUCUGGGAACACUGGAGGAGAUGCGAGAUGAACAACUCUCUCGGAUCAUCACCAGAAUCCAGGCCAAUGCUCGGGCACUCCUCAUGAGGGCACAGUUUGCUAAGCUAGUGGAACGUAGAGAUGCUUUGAUGACCAUCCAGUGGAACCUUCGUUCUUUCCUUGGAGUAAAAAAUUGGCCCUGGAUGAAGCUCUUCUUCAAGAUUAAACCACUGCUGAAGAGUGCUGAGGCUGAGAAAGAGAUGGCCAACAUGAAAGAUGAGUUCCACAAAGUAAAAGAAGCUCUAGAGAAAUCCGAAGCAAGACGAAAGGAACUAGAGGAGAAAAUAGUGACUCUUCUCCAAGAGAAGAACGACCUGACUCUGCAAAUCCAGUCUGAGCAGGAUACUCUAACAGAUGCUGAAGAACGCUGUGAACAGCUCAUAAAGAGCAAGAUCCAACUGGAGGCCAAACUAAAGGAGAUGACAGAGAGACUUGAAGAUGAAGAAGAGCUGAACGCUGACCUAACCGCAAAGAAGCGCAAGCUUGAAGAUGAAUGUUCUGAGUUGAAGAAAGAUAUAGAUGAUCUGGAGCUCACUUUAGCCAAGGUUGAGAAAGAGAAACAUGCUACAGAAAAUAAGGUGAAAAACCUGACAGAGGAGAUGGCUUCCCAGGACGAAAACAUCAUGAAGCUGACCAAAGAGAAGAAGGCACUACAGGAGGCCCACCAGCAGACACUGGAUGACCUUCAAAGUGAAGAGGACAAAGCCAACAGUUUAAACAAAGCUAAAGUGAAGCUGGAGCAGCAGGUGGAUGAUCUGGAGGGUUCGUUAGAGCAAGAGAAGAAAGUCAGAAUGGACCUUGAGCGCUCAAAGAGAAAGCUAGAGGGGGACCUGAAACUGACCCAGGAGAGUUUGAUGGACUUGGAGAAUGACAAACAGCAGCUGGAGGAAAAGCUCAAGAAAAAGGACUUUGAAGUUGUCCAAAUAAGUUCAAGGCUGGAUGAUGAGCAGGUAGGUUCAAUUCAGCUCCAAAAGAAGCUGAAAGAAAACCAAGCACGCAUUGAGGAGCUGGAAGAGGAGCUAGAUGCUGAGCGUGCAGCCCGAGCCAAAGUGGAGAAGCAGCGCUCUGAUCUUUCCCGCGAGCUGGAGGACAUCAGUGAACGUCUGGAAGAAGCAGGUGGAGCAACAUCAGUUCAGGUUGAACUGAACAAGAAAAGAGAUGCUGAAUUUCAGAAGCUGCGAAGGGAACUGGAAGAAUCUACACUUCACCACGAGUCCACCGCUGCCACCUUGAGAAAGAAGCAUGCUGACAGUGUUGCUGAACUGGGUGAACAGAUUGACAACCUCCAGCGGGUGAAGCAGAAGCUAGAGAAAGAAAAGAGUGAGCUGAAGCUGGAGCUGGAUGACAUGUCCUCCAGCACGGAGAGCGUGGUGAAGACCAAGUCAAACAUUGAGAAGAUGUGCCGCACAAUGGAAGACAACAUGAACGAGUACAAGAGUAAAUAUGAGGAGGCACAAAAAGCCAUCAAUGACUUGAGCACCCAGAGGGCCAAGCUGCUCACUGAAAAUGGCGAGUUUGGACGUCAGCUGGAGGAGAAGGAGUGUCUAAUAUCACAGCUGACCAGAGGGAAGAACUCGUACAACCAGCAAGUAGAAGAUUUACGCAGACAACUAGAAGAGGAGGUGAAGGCAAAGAAUGCUCUCGCCCAUGCUGUGCAGUCUGUGCGCCAUGACUGUGAUCUGCUGCGAGAACAGUUUGAAGAAGAGCAGGAAGCCAAGGCGGAGAUGCAGAGAGCUGUGUCCAAAUCUAACACUGAGGUAUCAGCAUGGAGGACAAAGUAUGAAACUGAUGGGAUCCAAAGGACAGAGGAGCUGGAGGAAGCAAAGAAGAAGCUGGUUCAGAGACUGCAAGAAGCAGAGGAGUCCAUUGAGGCUGUUAAUGCUAAGUGUUCAUCUCUUGAGAAGACCAAGCACCGCCUCCAAAAUGAGAUUGAAGACCUGAUGCUGGACCUUGAGAGAUCUAAUGCAGCAUCUGCAGCACUAGACAAGAAGCAGAGAGCCUUUGACAAAGUCUUGGCAGAGUGGAAGCAGAAGUUUGAAGAAUCCCAGUGUGAGCUGGAGGCCUCCCAAAAGGAAGCUCGCUCUCUGAGUACUGAGCUCUUCAAACUGAGAAAUGCCUACGAAGAGAGUCUGGAUCAACUAGAGACGAUGAAGAGAGAAAAUAAAAACCUCCAGGAGGAGAUCUCUGACCUCACUGACCAGCUGGGGGAGGGUGGUAGGAGUGCACAUGAACUGGAAAAGAUCCGGAAGCAGCUCGAACAAGAAAAGGCCGAGCUCCAAACAGCUCUGGAGGAGGCAGAAGCUACUUUGGAGCAUGAAGAGAGCAAGAUCCUGAGAGCUCAACUUGAGUUCAACCAAGUGAAGGCCGAAAUGGAGCGGAAAGUGGCAGAGAAAGAUGAGGAGAUGGAACAGGCCAAGAGAAACUACCACCGCAUGCUUGAGUCGCUUCAAUCCUCUGUGGAUUCUGAAACCCGGAGCCGCAAUGAGGCCCUGAGAGUCAAGAAGAAGAUGGAAGGUGAUCUCAAUGAAAUGGAAAUUCAGCUUUGCCAAGCUAACAGGCAGGCAGCUGAUGCACAAAAACAGCUGAAGGGCCUACAGGCAUUCCUGAAGGAUACUCAGUUGCAGCUGGAUGAUGCACAGCACAGCAACGAUGACCUGAGAGAGAACACUGCUCUUCUGGAGCGACGGAACAAUCUGAUCCAGGCUGAGCUGGAGGAGGUGAGGGCUGCGCUCGAGCAAACAGAAAGAAGUCGCAAACUUGCUGAACAAGAGCUGACUGAUGCCACAGAACGAAUGCAACUCCUGCAUUCCCAAAACACGAGCCUGAUCAACCAGAAGAAGAAGCAUGAAGCAGACCUUCUCCACCUUCAGAAUGAGAUGGAGGAGGCCAUACAGGAAAACCGUAACGCUGAGGAGAAGGCAAAGAAGGCCAUCACAGAUGCAGCCAUGAUGGCCGAGGAGCUGAAAAAGGAGCAGGACACGAGUGCACAUCUGGAGCGCAUGAAGAAGAACAUGGAGCAGACUAUAAAAGACCUGCAGCACCGUCUGGAUGAGGCUGAGCAGAUCGCAAUGAAGGGCGGCAAAAAACAGCUCCAGAAACUGGAAGCUCGCAUCAAAGAAGUGGAGAACGAGCUGGAGGCGGAGCAGAAGCGGGGAAUAGAGUCCAUCAAAGGGAUCCGCAAGUAUGAACGCCGGCUCAAAGAGCUCACCUAUCAGACCGAGGAAGACCGCAAGAACAUGUCUCGUCUCCAGGACCUGGUGGACAAACUGCAGCUCAAGGUCAAGUCCUACAAACAUGCAGCGGAGGAGGCAGAGGAGGCGGCAAACACCAACAUGGCUAAACUCCGCAAACUGCAGCACGAGCUGGAAGAGGCAGAGGAGAGAGCCGACAUCGCCGAGUCCCAGGUGAACAAACUGAGAGCCAGGACCAGGGACGGAACCUCCAAGAAGGGUCUAGAUGAGUGAGGGAAUCCCAGAGUCCACAUCACAGGUGUUCCUGUUACCAGGCGACACUGGGUGGUGAACCGUCGAGACAAGAAUUCAUCUCCUGUAUCUGCACUUAACCACAGAUGCCAGUGUUUACUUUACCUGGAUUAACCUGUUCAUCUGUAGUUGGUUACCCGAGUUACCAGUAGUUACAUGUGUUGACCUGUAGUUUCCAUGCAGCUUCAUUAAAAUGUUUAACUCAG